UUGGUGGUGGUGCUAUAUGGGUCCUCAUAUAAUUAUCAUUAUUCUUUGUUAGUGUAAUUUGAUUAGAGGUUUUGUUUUGAUGGGCUAUGGUGGGAUUCAGGGAAUUAUGGUUCUGAUGGAGAUGAGAAUAAGGUUUGUUUCACCAGCUCUGGUUUCUUGACGUGUGUGUGUUUGAAUGCUUUCCUGGUUUUAGCACAUAAGCAUAAAGAAUUAAAGUUUGAAUCUUUAUUCAGCUUUGUGAGACUAGUUUGUUGUUGUGGUUGUGAAUGGGAUUGAGGAGAUUUGGUGUCUCAAACUGUGUAUUAGUAUUAAGAUUGUUUGAGGUGCACCAAGUUUGUUGUGACCCUUCUCAGUUUGAGGAGGAGGAGGAGGAGAAGAAGAAGAUUAAGGAAGUGGUUUUGUGGGCAUAAGAGGUUUAGUUCUUGGUGUUUUGGGAGUUACUGGGAAGGACAUAAUGGAGGAGGAGGCUUAUUCAUGGAUUAGGAGAACGAAAUUCUCCCAUCGGUUUGAUUCGCAUCGUCAUGAUGAUUCAAGAUUGGCCUCAAUUCCUUUAACCUUUCUAGAUUUUCAGAAAGAGCAGAAGAUGGCAGGGUUGAAGUCAAGGCCUGUAGCAGCAGCAGCUCCUACUAGGCAGAAGUCGACCCCCAGUAAUUCAACGAUUCGGAGGAACAGUUGUGUGUCUUCACCUACUAGGCAGAAGUCGAGCCCCAGUAAUUCAAUGGUUCGGAGGAACAGUCGUGUGUCUUCACCUAUUGGUCGACCUCUAACUGUCAACAAGCAGAGAUCUUUGUCUCCUUUGCCGCAGAGCAACCUUAGUGAUGUGUUUAAGGAAGCUCAGACCGAAACAAAGAGGUUUUCAACACCACACCCUAGGAGAAUACAAUCAGAUAAGGGAAUUAUGGGAAAGUUGUUCAGGAAGGAAUCACAUGCCAAGGGAUCACAUCUGGCGCAUUCAAAUUCGAAUACUAGCCCUCUCAGGCACUUGGCUUCAAUGAAAGUCAGUGAUAAGUCAUGCAAAUCAAAGAGGAAGGAAUCUCCUUGGGCCAAGUAUUUUGAUCAUGGAGGUGGGAGAGUUAAUGCGGUGGAUGCUGCAGAUGAAUAUAGUGUUGAUUUGUCAAAGUUGUUUCUUGGUCUUAAGUUUGCUCAUGGAGCUCAUAGCAGGCUUUAUCAUGGGAUUUACAAUGAGGAAGCUGUCGCAGUUAAGAUCAUCAGGGUACCGGAAGAUGAUGAAGGUGGAGAGUUGGCAGCUCGAUUGGAGAAACAAUUUAACAAAGAGGUCAAUCUUCUUUCUCGCCUCCACCAUACAAAUGUCAUAAAGUUCGUUGCAGCUUGCCGAAAGCCUCCUGUUUAUUGUGUGGUCACAGAAUAUUUAGAUGAGGGUUCCUUGAGGGCUUACUUGCACAAACUUGAGUGCAAAUCUCUUCCUCUAGAGAAGCUAAUUGCCAUUGCCUUGGACAUUGCACGGGGGAUGGAAUACAUCCACUCACAAGGAGUCAUUCACCGGGACCUCAAGCCUGAGAAUGUUCUUAUUGAUAAAGACUUUAGGCUGAAAAUUGCUGAUUUUGGCAUAGCAUGUGAGGAGGUAUACUGUGAUUCGAUGGCUGAUGACCCUGGAACUUACCGUUGGAUGGCCCCUGAGAUGAUUAAGCGCAAAUCCUAUGGGCGAAAGGUCGAUGUCUACAGUUUCGGACUCCUUUUGUGGGAACUAGUAGCUGGAACAAUCCCUUACGAGGAAAUGAAUCCCAUUCAAGCUGCUUUUGCAGUUGUGAAUAAGAAUUUGAGGCCAGUUAUUCCAAAGGGCUGUCCACCUGCUAUGCGAGCCUUGAUCGAGCAAUGCUGGUCGUUGCAGCCAGAUAAAAGACCCGAGUUUUGGCAGGUUGUAAAGGUGUUAGAACAGUUUGAGUCUUCCCUUGCCCAAGAUGGAACACUGACACUUGUACAGAAUUUGACUUGCCAAGAUCAUAAGAAGAGGAUGCUUCACUGGAUCCAAAAGCUUGGUCAGCAUCCAAAUAGUUCACCCAAGCUUGGCCAGCAUCCACAUAGUACACCCAUGCCUAAACCCAAGUUCUCUUAAGUGUGUUUCUUAUGACCUGCUUUUGUAGUGGUACCGGGUCAAAUUGUAAUUAAAGAAAGGUUCGUUUUCUAAGCCUUUUUAUUUGUAUUCCUCCUAUGUCACAUUCAUGUGGAACAGUUUGAAAGUGAUUAAUAGCAAUUGGUAGGCAUGCUUUAAAGUAAAGCAAA
Molecule: messenger RNA, 2241 nt
Organism: Fragaria vesca subsp. vesca
Lineage: Eukaryota; Viridiplantae; Streptophyta; Magnoliopsida; Rosales; Rosaceae
Product: serine/threonine-protein kinase HT1-like
Exons: 3
Coding region: 455-2074 (539 amino acids)
Biological process (GO): protein phosphorylation
Molecular function (GO): ATP binding; protein kinase activity
Source: RefSeq, a predicted model, not a curated record